Monomorium pharaonis (pharaoh ant) is the source of this 10964-nucleotide messenger RNA. RefSeq lists its product as uncharacterized. The record is from RefSeq and is a predicted model, not a curated record. The transcript is spliced from 5 exons. NCBI's taxonomy places the organism in Eukaryota, Metazoa, Arthropoda, Insecta, Hymenoptera, Formicidae. Bases 8720 to 9439 code for a protein of 239 amino acids.
AGAAAAUUAUUGUAAAAAAAAGAUUUUUACUAUUUUUUAGAUGAAAUAAAAUAAAAUGUUAAAAAUGUAACUCUUGUCAUUGAUUUGCGGCGAUUCCACGGGAUAAAAUUUCACAAUCAGUGGUUUCGAUUUUUUCGUGGGUCAGGCUCUGAAGCAUAUCGCGGCAUAAAAUCUGCCAUUAAAUCUAAACUCAAAAUUAACGGCAUGGAAACUCGGCCACUUGGGAACAUGGUCACGUCAGAAAAGGCCAUAAAUGCAAAAGCGGAAAGAGUAAAAUAGAAUUAACAGUGAAUCGGAAUAAAGACGGUUGUCAACAUAUUCAUUGUCCUCAUUUGCUUUACAGCACAUCGUCCUUAUUACAAAAUUGUUAAUCUUUACUGCAAGAACAAAAUUUUUCAUCGUUUUCUUUUUUGCAAUUAAUUUUAGGACCAAUGUUUAAGUAUCACAAAAAUUUUUGUUGAUUAGGAAAAAAAGAAUGAAAAACCUGCUAUUUUUUAAUUUCGAACUUUUAAGUUUUUCGAACAAAAAUAUCCUUAAACAAAUUGAAUUCUUAUUUUUAUUAUAAGCAUUAAGUGAUCUCUUAAGUUGAAUUCUUAGAUCCAAAUUAAAUUAAAUUAGAUUUAGACAAUAUAGUAUAAUUAAAAUCAUACUGUAGGUAACCCGGAAUUAAAUUUACUUAACAGUCGCGAAAAAGUUAUUAUAACAUGAUGCAGUAUUUCUGAUCAUACCAUUAACGUUGUGGUACUUAAUCAAUCAAAUCGAAUUAUUAAAACAUGAGCACGACUGCGCCAUAUUGCGUGGAAAAUGAUCGAUCUCCCAAAAGCAAGGAAAAAGCUGAUCUCGUGCGUCACGCGCUAUUAAGCCCAGACUCGUGGCGUCGCGCAAAACGCCGAAAAAAAAUUGUUUGAAAAUUAUAAACAUGUCACUGCGGUCGCCUGCGAGUCCGUUCUCGCUCGCGGUUCGCGGUUCCAAGAUUUACGCACCCGGCGCUAAAUCAAGGAGAAAGAGAAACAGAAAGAAAGAAAGAAAGAACAUUCUAUACUCUCGAGGUACCGUGGUUAAAAACGCCGGACGUAAUGCGUACCGAGUACUCUCGGCAUUGUAAAGGCACAAAAAAAUCAUUGCAAAAAAAAACUGAAGAGGUCGAUUGUUCGAUCAGACUUUUUACGCUUGCAAGGCUUAAAAAAUUGGCAUUAUGAUAUCAUUACAACCUAAAUAUUAGUCUUCUAAUUUAAUUCACACUACAAUCCAUGACUUUAUCCAUGACUUUACGAUUCCCCAUCCGCGUAUGAUGUAUCUCGAUUUUAUUUCUAAAAAUAUAUAAGUGUUAAAUAUUUUAUUAUACAACGUGAUUUGUAUUUAUGUUGGGUUGUAAAGUUGAUUGUAAACGGCAAGAAAGCGGGAAUGCGUGAGAACACGUUAGGGAAGCGUGUGUAUUGCGCAAGACGAUCUGCAAUUAUACUGGGAUGCUGCGCCUCUUUAUUUAUGACUUUAAAACACCUUUAAGAACUUGCUCCGAAUUGUAUUUCAGCCACCGCGUAACGGGUUCGUGGACCCUAAAAUUGAUUUAUUUUGAAAGAGCAGCAAAGAGCAUCUUAAAACGCGGAUGCCGUUCGCCGAUCGAAGGUGGCGACUAGACGUAGAAGUUAGCGCGAGCGCGUGAUGGUGGAGUAAAAAAAGAUCUUUACGACGAAAUCACAAUUAACCGUCCCCUAUCUUCUCCUCCGAUCUUUGUGGUUUCGGUACGAAGGAUGAGAGAAUCCGGAUGAAAAUCCGCGGCGGCGGCGGCGGCAACGCGCGCUCAUUGCAAAUCUCGCAAUAAAAGUGCAAUAAAUUCAUGCAGUUUAGAUGCGUCUGACUGGCGACUCAAUUUGCUUCUGGUUCUGCCGCCUGCUCAUUGGUGGAACGGCGAUAAACUCGUCCGCUGUCGUACGUAUACGUAAGCUUAUCUCGCGGCUCUAACGUGAUUUUUCACCGUAAACCGGCAGUGAAUACCGUCCUAUCUAAAUGCCAUGGGAUAUCAAUAUCGUUGAAAAAAUCCGAAUUUCACAAGGAUGACCAAAUCACUGAAAAUACGUGGCAAAAGAGGCGAUAUCAAUCAUCGAAUCGCGACAUUAUAUAAACGUAUGUAACGCGCUAUUAUUAGCAAUAUGACCCGAUUGCAAUUUACGAUACCCCACUUCUUUGUUCCAACGUUGUUCAUUAUUGUCGGGCAUCGCGUUUGUACUUGUUGCACUCGCCGGGUUUUACUCGUUGAUCUCUAAACAGAUUUCACCCGCCGCAGGCGGUGCCGCAUAUAUCGCGAUAAUGAAGGCAAUCCAUUUGCUUAUUCACCAUGUCACUCUCGUGGGAGUAAAGACAUUAGCGCGGCAACGAGUAAAUCGUCUGUGCGACAGAGUGAACGUAGGCGCCUCUUUUGCACGACACGCAUCCAAGUUCCAGAUUCAUCGCCGCGCGUAUCGGGUGAACGGAUCGCGAGCGGUUGAUUUACACUGGGCGAAAGCCCGGUUCAAACAAAAUCCAUCAGAUGAAUCGAAUGCUAAUUAAUAUUAUAUUGUCACAAAAGUGUCAAACAAUUAUCGCAUUAUCGCGUCAUUUGUUACUCUAGUAUGUUUUAAUAUUCUCCAAGUUGCUGAAGCGUCUUGAAAUUAAUGCUGAAACGUGGGGAGUCUUAAAUCAAGAGUGCGUACAUUCAUCGUUCGCGAUCAAGGUCACUGCGCCGUCGCGGAAACACGAAUUUCAGGUUUUCGUCACAAAAAAUCCACAAUUGCUUAAUACAUAAUAAGUACGGAGCAUCGGCUUUGUCGGUGUCACUUUAAUUGGCGACUGGUCCGGGGAACCAGUCCUCCCGCCGGACCCGAUUCACCCAGUGAUACCUCAGUCUGGGCGAGUUUCCUGAGGGCCAUUCACAAAUGAUAUCAUGAAUGAGCUUCGUUCUGAAUAAAACCUCUCGCGGCGAAUCCGCUCGGCCGCGCAAUAUCCGACGAUCCGUCGCGUUUAAUAUCAUAGAGCCGGUUUUGAAGGCGAGUCGGCCUAUUUGCGAAAAUGAUGAAAAUGAACUUCGACUUUUACGCAGGAUUUAUUUGUAUCACUGCCGAUUAUUUAUCGUCGGGUCCAAGAUGUAAAUUCGUUUAGUUAACAAACUAUCGUCAUUACACAACAGUUAUGCCACCCAGGUUUAACGUUAAUAGUCGAAAUUUAAAUUCGCUCCCGUGGCAGCCGCUGGUUUUCGUAAACACUGUGAAAUCGCAAUUAUGCAGAAUCAACCCUGAUUUAUACGACGGUCUCUCGAGUGCACUAAUUAUGCGACAGCCACGAGGAAAUUAUUCUCAAGAGACAGAGUUCGAAUAAGUCGCUUAAUUACAUCGGAUUUGACGAUUAGGUAACCGCGCUUUACAAGUCUCCCUAUAAGCGUUUACACCCGGCAGUUAUCAAACCGUCGUCAACCAUUUAGUGUUUCCUACACGGUCGAUUAAAUACGUUGAACCUGUCAUUUGAAUUGGGACAAACUUGUAUCACGAUAAACUCGAUUGCAUUACUAUCUUCUUUCAGAUAUUAAAGUUUGUAUUCUUCACGAAAAAAAACUUCUUUUAUAUAAAAGUCAAGGUCUCUCUCUCUCUCUCUCGUAUUUAUCCCUUUAUGUACUCAAUAUAAUACCGAGCAAUCGUUCGUCGAAUGUCCUCCGCAAUUUUCUUGCUUAUUAAAUUGUACAUAGACUUUAUUUAUUAUUCACAUUUAAUUUUGCUUUAAUAUAUUCACGCUAUAGAUAACCGACGGCAGAUCGCGAAUGAUGAUAAAACCAUGCGGAAUAUUGCGGUAAUUUAUCGCGUCGGCACUAGAAUAUGAAUCGUAGCGCAAAUUGAUCUUAUUUUCAUAACUAAUCAUAUGUGUCUGUACGUAUUACGCCUAUUAGAGAAGUCGGCCAGUCCUAUUCACCAGAUUUUCCCAAAGAUUUUUCCCAGAGCGAAUACACGAGAUGUCUAUUUACUGAUUAGCUGUCGAUCUCGGCAAUUUGCUGAGCAAAGCCAUUGGAAUAUAUUAAACAAUAUUUACCGUUCACGUUUUCAUAGACUUCACUUCGAUGUGAAACAUCAACUAAUGAACGUUACAUGUCAAACAGACAUAACGAUACGUCGAUAAUUCCUGCUUCAAUGAAUAUAGCCGGUACUAUUUUUACGAUGUUUUCGUAUUUUAAAUGAUUAACGUAGCUGUAAUGAACAUCGUAAAAGAGCAACUGCGGAAAAAAAGAACGUAGAUGACCAAUAUUUCAUUGAAUUCGAGAUCGCGAGAAAUUGUGCUGGCAGCAAGAAAGUUAAGAAUCAUGAACGAUGGCGUUUUCCCACGUGGAAAAAAACUCGCGCGGAGUUCCCGCGGAUUCUCCGGCUGACUUUAACGAGUGCGGUUGCACCGCCCCGGCUUCAUUAUUUAUUCUAAGUACGCGACUGUCGGUGUAAAUUAAAGAUCGCGGAUUCGUUAAGGCGGAUUCGUCGCGUGGGCGGAAGGAAUGGUAACGUCAAGGGGCUCGUAAAGAGAAUAUACGACGCGACGUCGCGAAAUAUGUAAGCCUGCUAAUGUGUCGGGAGCAGCUUAUCACAGGCACCGACUGCUGUUAAAUUUUUGUUAUAGAGUCUCGCGAAAUUCAAUUCCUGAUCGGUAGCGAUUAUUAAAUAUCGACUGCAUGAAUAAUUGAGAACAACAUGGACAACUUUUUUUUCAAGAGCUAGUCUCUCUCUCUCUCUUGGUUACCAAUCUGUUUCACCACUCGCGCUCACGAUCGGCAUUCUCCUUCACCAAGGGCUCGACGUAUGUAGUAAUUACCGCGAAAGUUAACGGUAAUAAACUAUUACUAAUAAAUGACAGCUCAGAGAUAGAAGGCGCCAGGUAACCAGGCUUAACGCAUUCUCCACUAUGUUUUUAUCGCUGUGUAGUUAGGCGCCGAUAAGUGACUCAAUGCAAAUCCUGACGGCGGCGGCGGCUCCGCCUCUGCUAAAUGCCAAUGGGCUUCUACGUACUUCGUACUUAUCAAUGCGUUACGCGGCAAUUUCGCGAUACAAAGUCCCCGAUCACACGUCACCCGGGCGAAAUUCUCGCGAGUCCGCAAAAAUUCGAAUUAUUACGCUUAUCGUGUCGAUUAAAGUUCUGUACAACUGUAACGUCAUCCUACAAAAUCGUAUCAUGACCGAUUCUUACGUCACUACGUACUUUACCGUCUCAUUCAUAUCUUGUCGUAAUCAAGCGAAAAAUUGCAACAGUUAUAUGGGUUUACCCGCGACUUUAACUAUCAACUCGGAAUACAAUAAUCGCGAUUUGUUCCGCUCGGCGGGAUAUUAAUGCUUAACGAUACAUACCGGGAUAAUCUCGCGAUGGCGAGAUAAUCAGCAGUAAACCAUUGAGAAUACUCAUGCAGGCCAAAUUACCGGGACUGCAAGUCACCGCGCGAGAAUUAUGCGUCUCGUUCGUUACUCGUAAACGAUACCGUAAUUAAACCGCAAGCCUUCGCCUUCGUGCCCGUGUCUUCGAGAGCAGGCCGAUUGACUGUUUAUCUUGCGGCAUCGGGAUCGUUAAUACGUCGAUCGAUGAUGAUUGCGCAUCCGGCUCGACGGGGUGUUCAUUUGACGGACCUUGCUCGUACGUGUGCACGAAAGAGCGAACGAAAUGAAGGACAAGGCAAAAUCGGAGGGUAAGAGAAAACCGAUGUUUUCACGUGGGUGGACAACAUAAUGUCAGAUCUAGUUCCCGAAGGAUUAGUUACGCUUUCUUGCUAUAAAACAUUUCACUUCCCGUUGUGCACCGGCGAUGACCAUCAUCCACUGUCACGCGACAUUGAUCUUCGGCGUUAAAUCCGCGGCUGUUUCCUGGUGGAAAUCCUGUUUGACAAUCGAACAAAUUGUCGCGACUGUGUAGUUAUUAUGCAAAUUAUCGUAGAGAACUGAUAUUAAGAUUUAUCCGGGCUUUAUUGGGGAUUUAGAGGAUUAUAAUUACUUAUCUUCUCCCGUGGGAUUGUACGGACCCUUAAUGCCGAUGUUGUUUAUGACAUUUUAGCCGCAGCUUUAAAUCCGAUAUUAUUUAUUUAAUGCUAUUUUGUUACUGUCGGCUAUCGGUUUUAAAAUUUUAUUAAGGAAUCUAUCGACAAUGCAAUUAUACAUUUACAUAAUUUCAUAUCAUUCUAAUCAUAUUGCUUUAGUUAUAGUUUUACUAAAAAUUGUAUACUAUAAAAUUUUUAAUGUUCAGCAUUUAUUGUAUAAUUUUUGUAAUUGUGAAUAAAAUCUGUAUAUUAUAUUUAUAACUUGAUUAUGUGGAACGCUUUCUCCAAGUUUGUAACCGUCUAUCUAUACCUAUCGGCACGAGUAAUCCACUGUAUUUUUUUCUUUGAACCGGAAUAAAAAAAUUAUAGUUGCUAAUCCCUUUCUAAAAAAAGGGGGAGAAAAGGAAAAGGAGUUAUAUAGUUAUAAAAUCUAUAAAAUCAUGGCUGAUACGUCAAUGGAGCGAUCAUAUCCGUCAAUAGCACGUAACAGCACUCGUAAAUCUACGAGCGGUGAAUUGCAUGAAUGGGUAGCGCGUGAUAACGACGCGUUAAAGACCGUUCGGUUAUCGUUAAUCGACGCGAGAUCGACCGCACGUGUAUCGCCACGUUUUGAUAAGUACACGCAGGUACACGCACGAGAGAACGAUGCGUAAAUCGCGAAGGAAUGCAGGCCGACGCGAAUUCUACGUUUCCAUCGAUAUUCCAUCGUGAGUUUGCGAUAAUGUGUUCAGUGUCGAAACGAGAGUUACGUGUCUUUUUUUAUUAUUGUGUCUGUCUACCCCCCAUCGUCUUUACAUGCGCCGGGGAAACACCACGAUAAGAAACCGUGAUACGUUUCGCCAACCGUGAACCUGAGCAUCUUAUCAAACAAAUUCCACGCGCCGUGACUCACUGGCAACGAUACAUAUGUAUUACAUUUCCACCGUGCUAUGUCGGCGCGAUAAUCCGAAAUUAUAACCUUAAUCCGCUUACGAUUACGCACCACGCCGUCGCGCCGGUCGCUUUCAUCGAUCCCCGAACUCCGCCUACUGGAAGCAAUCGAAUCGGUAAUGGAUACCACUAUUUUGAUGAUCAGCGGAAGGAGGACUCCGAUGAUUCAUGACGACGGACGAGCCCACGGACACCCAGGCUGAUUGCCUCGCCACGGAACAUCUACGUCAUCGAAUUGCCCCAUAAUUAUUCAUAAUUGCCUUUGAUAAACGCCUUUAAUUGUGCCGCUGUAAAUUUUGCUUCUGAUAAUAAAGUAAUAAAUUAAUUUCAAGUAAUAGACAAUUAGUUUUCUUCCCGUAAACUUAUCGCAAAAAAAAGGUCAUUGGAAAUUACAUUUCACAUAUACUUGACAACUUUGUUUCGCUAAGCUUUCUUCACGCUUUGUAUACAUAGAUAGCUUUGUUUCAUUCAUCAUUCUUUGCAUUUUGCAUACAAAGUGCGUGUAGCUUGCGACAAGUUAGGAAACGCGCGAUUGCAGACGGAUCUCGUUUCUGAUCGUGUCGCGUCACCUGAUUUCUUAAAGGAUUCAACGGAACCCGUGAGGUUCUACAAUUGUUGGUGACGGCUUUCCUUCGCAUCUUGUCGGCUCUCAAAGUAGUUAGUUCCGUUUCGUUAGCUCGGAACGGCGAACGCGCGCACGCGUGAAGUCCCGUCCAUUACAGCACGGUGAGAAGGCGUGUUUCCACCGUGUGAGAGGCGUCGCGACUUCCAGACGGGGACCAAUCGAUGAUUUCUCGAGAGUCAUUAACUCACAUAACGAAUGAUGCCAGGAGAGCGUCGAUGCCGAUACCGCCAUACUGUUGUGCAUGGCGCUCGCACUCUUCAUCUUUAUCAAUCAAAAUUUAUGCGGCUGCGGAAUUAUCGGGAUUUAGACAACGAGCCGGAUUAUCACUCACUUCACGGUUUAUCAUGUAUUAAUUGAUCGUGCGAUAGUCAAAGCCUAGCGUAUAGCACAAAUAAAUAAGUUUAAGGAUCAUGUGAAUAACAUAAAAAAGAAAAAGAAGAAGUAGUUGUCGCGCAAUGAACAUUCAUCGAGGCUCUCACGAGGGAAUAUAUUCCUGUCCGGUAGGUCAGUAACAUACGUUACUGAGCGACGUAAUCACCGGAAUUGUCGGAGACAAGUGAACAUAAGAUAAGAUAUCAGUUUGGCAACAUCGUUGCAAUCGAGUGACGAAGUAUAUAGACGACGCCCGCAACUUGCACGCCGGCGUUCAGCUUCGUUAACUUUAUCGGCAAAUCUCGAAUAUCGGGUCCAGUUGGUUGUGACACGUCGCGGAGAACGCAUCGUCCCCUCGAUUCACGCGAUUCCGUCGUGUCGUUCACGUAAUUAGCUUGAGAUUUUCGUGGACGAGGACUUAUCGAAGAAUCAAGUCUUGGAGUUUCAGUCGCGAUAUAGCAAAAUUUUGCGUUUGUGUAGAAUCGAUUGCAUAAAUAUCUCGAAUAAAUUUGAGAUGACACGUUGCCUAUAAAAUUCGCCGGAGAAUUUUUGUACGUGCCAGAUCGGCGGCGCGGUAGCCAUGUCAUCGCCGGAUCGGCACGGCGGAUCAUCACGAGAAAUCGGCGUGGAGCCGGGAGAGUGCCGUCGUCGUCGGCCCGAUAUAUUUGGGGCCACCGAGUAACAGCCGACAGCCGAGGGAUCGGUAACCGAAGGGUCGAUCCACCAGCUCGCAACCUACGGCCUCCUUGCUGGCCUGGCCAGCUACUAUGCGAAUUGAAGCUCUCAGCACCCUCGUCGCGGUGGUUUGGCUGACCGCAGUCCUGUGCCCGCGGCUUACUGCCGCUAAUAAUCUGACUUUAUCCUUCUCCUCUCGAAGGCCUAGGGAACAUCCUUUCAGAGGACAUAUCUCUCGCUGGGUAGAACCACUGGAGGAGCCGACGAACAAGCGGAUGACAUAUCGGGAGAUGCAGAUGAUUCUGCGUCAGGAAGGGGGCGAGGAUGGCCUCCCGGUUGACUGCUGUCCUACGAUAGAGGAAAUGGUGCAACCGGUCGGCGGUCGAAAUCGAGAAGACAUGUACGUCGAGCUCUAUCGGGACGGCGAGAACGUCCAAAGGUUCUUCGAGUAUUCCUGCAGGCCAGACGUCCUCGGCAAGCCGUGCAGGUUCGUCGACCGGAAGUUCAGCAACCAGUCUAGAUGCGUGCAAAAGUUCUCGUACACGUACGCUAUCAUCCAGAAUUCUGGAUCAAAGAUUGGAAUGGAAGAGCACAGAAGGCAUCAUCACAGGGAACACCAUCACUUUCCCGCAUUUUCCAGUAACACCGUGAGCGGAUCCGGAUGGACGUUGGACUACAUCAGUGUGCGAAGUGGCUGCAGCUGCGAGAUCAUGCCGAAGCCGAAGAAGAAGAAAAUCGUAGCAACCAAGGCGAGGAAAGUGAAGAGCAAACAGCGUCAACCAAGAGAUCAAGAGUUAGACCUUGAGACGUGAAAAAAGUGUCGAUUCUCGUUCUAAUGACAAUACAUUGUGCAGUAAUUAUGUUGCGACGGACAGAUUAAUGCGCGUGUGAGAUUAUGUACGAAACGUGGGGACGUGAGCGUGAAAAAUAUUACUAAUCGUCGGACGCAAUGAAAACGUUACCAACGAUCAUAUCAUCAAUUUUUCUGAUGACAGUUAUAUAAUGAUAAUUUAUUAGACAUUAAGCACAGGCGUAAAAACGCGUUGUUUUGUGAAUGGCACGUUUGACGUCGAUCAAUCGAUUUGUACUCCUUGGUGCUUCAUUUACAAAUAUCUUUCUUAGCGUAUUUUAAAUAUUUUUCUAUUUAUUAUCAGAUAUUUUGAUAGGAAUUUUUUAUGAAUUAAACGUAAGCAUGAUUCAUCACAUUUCAUCAACAUUUGCCGAUUUUGAAAUUAUGAUCUUACAAUAACAAACCGACGAGAAAAUCGAGAACUUUUAAUUUAACGAAUGUAACAGUUGACCGAUGUCACGAUUCAAGAACAAUAUUUCAAGAUAAUAUACUUCACAUAAUUUUAUUGAUUCUUAAUAAAAUAGGCGCGUGUCUUGACGCGCAUUAAUUUAAUUAUGCUUUAGCUUAAUUAGAUCUAAUAUUCAUUUUAUCGGCGGCCAGUUUUCAUUUUUUUACUGUGUGUAUUAUAAAUAUUAUAAAUUUGUAUGUACCCAAGUAGCUUGUGAGAGUUCUCUCUAAUAAGAUAUAUAGUAUUUUAAUUAGAAUAUAACUCUUUGCAUCUAUAUCUAGAUCUGCGAGGCACGUUAUUGUUCAAUAACGAAGAUGCAAAUCAUAGUACUACUAAAACCUAUUUAAUUAAAAUUGGUGUAAAGUAUAUUUUAUUUAAACUAAUAUGAUUCAGCUUAGGAAACAUUGACUAUAGAUGAAUAAAACGUGCCAACAACCCCAUGACAAUUAUUAAUAUAUAUACAUAUAUCUGACUAUCGUAAAAAAUGCGAAAAAAUACUGAUAUAAAACCGUAGAUUAAGUAACCGUAGAUUUUUUUCACUGCACGAAUUUUCAUUGCACCUCAAUACGAUGCGUAUAAUAAAGAUAUAUUAAUAAUGAAAAUAUUUCUCCUACUAUUUUUCUCUUAUAUAUUUUGUUGCACCAUACGUCAAUAGUUUUGAUUAAUCCCUGUAUUAUUGCGAUGUGCAAUGCAGAUUUGUGGAGAGUAUUUUUAAUUUACAUAUACUCGCAAAAUAACUUUAUAUUAGUGCGUUUCUGAAAAAUCUGUAAUGCACAGCUGUACAUAUUUCCGCGGGAAAUAAGGAAUUUGCUGUUUUAUGUCACAAUGUCUAUGUACGUUUCAUAAUAUUAACAUGCUUUUUUAAUUACUUUUGAGACAUAUAUUUCUUCACUAUAACUGCCAUAUUAAUAGUUUAAAUGAUUUCCAGAUAAUAUUUGUUGUAUUAUACGUAACACCGUAAACCUGCGGACAUGUUUUCUGUAUCACCGUGUAAACAUUGUACAUAAACGUCAUUAAUACACUUGUUACAAAAUCUGAC